CUGGAAAACCUCCGCAAAUGGAAACAUGUCUUCCCGGUCCGACCCCACCCCCAGCCGGCCCUCCCUGCUCCGUGUGCCGUGUCGAGGGGCUUCCCUGCCCACCAGAAUAGUCAGCCUGGCUUUACAGUAUGGACACAUUUCCAACAGGCAGAACACAACUUGUCCAUUAUGGAUGGAUAUCAAGCGGAUUUGAUCGGGAAUAUAUAUAUUUUUGGGGAAAACAAGUAGGAUCAUCAAUUUUGUGAUAACAGUUUUAUCAGCUUGCUAGUAGAAUAUGCCUGCUUAGAUCGCCAGAAAAGCCGUAUGACAGUGCCACCCAGCCAAAAGAUUUGUCUUGUCCAGUCGGCCACUAGGAAACGUGAGGUUACUGUAGCUGCAUUAAAAUCUGAUUUUUCUCGUUGAAUGCGAUGACAACUCAAUAUGUAGCACAGUUAACUUACAGUGGAGACUCCAUGUCGAUUAAAACCCUACAACGUUUAGGCAAUUUAAUAAGAAUAAGGUAGCUAGUUAGGUGAUAAGAAAGUAUACAGACAACGGUAGCUAUUUUACUAGCUGCACUGCCUGUGGACCUUCUAUUGGAAAAUCACGGUUAGGUAAUUAUCUAGUUAAGUUCCUUGUCAAUAUCAACUAUUAAAGCUGGGAAGCAUUUGAAUCAUCCCGUCCUAUUUUAUUUGGAUUAUGUUGGAUUUGAUAGUCCGGGCGGAUGUAUUUGUUUAACAUUAGUUUACGGAGUUUUUGGAGAAACCGCCCGUCCCAAAUGACCCCACCAGCCAUGGCAGUCCUGUGCCCAAUGUCGGCGCUGUCACUGGGGCUGUACAUCAUCCUGCUUCUCAGUCCUGUUACUGGUGCACAGAGUGAGGAGCGUGAGUGUGCGUUCAACGACCAGCAGCAGCAGUAUGAGGAGCAGCGUGUGGGAGCCGGGGGAGCAGGAGGAGGAGGAAGAGACUGGCCUAUGACCAGAGAGAAUACUACAAUACGCUGCAGUAGGGGCUCUCGAUGCUAUGGAUUGUGGGAGAAGACUAGAGACGGAGAGAUACACCUGGUCAAACAGGGAUGCUGGACUCACAUCGGGGACCAGCAGGAGUGCCAUGACGACCGUUGCGUGGUUACCACCACUCCGUCUCAGAUCCAGAACGGGACGUAUAGGUUCUGCUGCUGCAGCACCAACAUGUGUAACGUCAACUUCACCGAGGACUUCCCCCCGCCCAGCCCCACCUCUGCACAGCUAUACCCGCGGCCGCUGUACCGCGAGGAGACCAUCGUGAUCGCCCUGGCGUCUGUCUCCAUAGUAGCGGUGCUGAUCGUGGCGCUGUUCUUCGGGUACCGCAUGCUGAGUGGAGACAGGAAACAGGGAUUACACAACAUGGACAUGAUGGAGGCCGCAGCCUCAGAACCCAGCCUCGACCUGGACAGCCUUAAACUACUAGAGUUGAUUGGUCGUGGGCGGUAUGGCUCAGUGUAUAAAGGUUCUUUAGACGAGCUUCCCGUGGCGGUCAAGGUGUUCACCUACCAGAACCGGCAUAACUUUGUCAACGAGCGAGCCAUCUACCGUGUCCCCCUGCUGGAGCACGAUAACAUUGCACGCUUCAUCGUAGGAGACGAGAGACUCACAGCCGAUGGACGCGUGGAGUACCUACUGGUCAUGGAAUAUUACCCUCAUGGUUCUCUGUGUCAGUACCUGAGUCUGCAGACAGGAGACUGGGUCAGCUGUUGUCGCCUCACACACUCUGUCACACGGGGGCUGGCCUACCUGCACACUGAGCUGCUGAGAGGAGACAUCUACAAGCCAGCCGUAUCUCACAGGGACCUAAACAGCAGGAAUGUUCUAGUAAAGAACGACGGGACGUGUGUGAUCAGUGACUUUGGUCUGUCCAUGAAGCUGACAGGGAACCGCCUGGUCAGGCCUGGAGAGGAGGAGAACGCUGCCAUCAGCGAGGUGGGUACAGUCCGCUACAUGGCCCCAGAGGUUCUGGAAGGGGCGGUGAACCUGAGGGACUGUGAGUCGGCUCUGAAGCAGGUGGACAUGUACGCCCUGGGCCUCAUCUACUGGGAGACCUUCAUGAGGUGUACUGACCUCUUCCCAGGAGAGGCGGUGCCCGACUACCAGAUGGCGUUCCAGGCCGAGGCAGGGAACCACCCCUCCUUUGAGGACAUGCAGGUCCUGGUCUCCAGAGAGAAAGAGAGACCCAAGUUCCCUGAGGCCUGGAAGGAGAACAGCCUGGCGGUACGUUCCCUAAAGGAGACCAUGGAGGACUGUUGGGACCAGGAUGCUGAGGCCAGGCUGACCGCUCAAUGUUCAGAGGAGCGCAUGGCUGAACUACUGCUGAUCUGGGACAGGACCAAGUCUGUCAGUCCUACGGUUAACCCUAUGACCACCACACUGCAGAACGAGAGGAACCUGUCCCACAGCCGCAGGGGUCCUAAAGUCAGCCCCUACCCCGACUACAUCGAGGACCACAGGGUGAAGAACCUCCCCGGUGGAGACGCCUCUAUGUCGUGGACCUCCUCCAUCGGCAUCCUAGGGGGAACCAACAGUGCCCCCGCUGGCCCAGAGAAGAACCGGAACUCCAUCAACGCGGAGCGUCAGCAGGCGCAGGCCCGUCUGCCCAGCCCGGAGAGCGCCAGCGUCUCCUCCACAUCGGGGUUCACUCCCAACACCAUCAUGACCUCCAUCUCUGAGUCAGGACACGUCUCCUCCAGCACACUAGGUGGUGCUGUGUUGGUGCCGGUGUAUCUGCAUCUGACCCAGGAGGACUUGGAGAGCACCAAACUGGACCCUAAAGAGGUUGACAAGAACCUGAAAGAGUCUUCUGAUGAGAACCUUAUGGAGCACAGCCAGAAACAGUUCUCUGCUCCAGACCCCCUCAGCUCUGGGUCUUCCUCCCUGCUCUACCCUCUCAUCAAGCUGGCUGCGGAGGUGACUGGGGUCGGGCCUGGGGCCCAGGGAGGGUCUGGGACCGGAGCCAGUGGGAUGGGGGACCCACCAGCUACUAUGUUUCCCCUGCCCAAACAGCAGAACCUCCCCAAGCGGCCUAGCAGCCUACCACUCAGCACCAAGGCCAAGCAGGGCCCUGGUUCCUCCAGGCUGAAGCAGGGCCCUGGUUCCUCCAGACUGAAGCAGGGCCCUAGUUCCUCCAGGCUGAAGCAGGUAGAAACGGGCGUGGCCAAGAUGAACACGGUCGCCCCGGCAGCAGAUGCACACCUGGUUACCGUCACCAACAAUGGAACAACCGGGGUUGGGGUGGAUGGGGUGUGGAGCGGGGUGGGCGUGUUGGUCGUCAAUGGCUAUCUGAACGGAGGUGUGGCCUCUUCAUCUGGAGGCGGGGCUCCGUACGGGAUGACCAAUCUGGCGGGCUUCCAGAGUGAGGUGGGCGGAGUAGCCCCGCUGUUACAGACCCAACUCAGCGGAGAGGACAGUCGACUCAACAUCAACUCCAGUCCUGAUGAACAUGAACCGCUGUUAAGGAGAGAGCAGCCCGCCCCAUGUGACCAGAGACCAACCAAUCACCUGGCGGGACGCACCAACAACAACACCAACAACAACAACAGUCUGGUGGUGGACCUGGCUAGCAGAGGGAUCACGUGUCCACCUGUAGAGGCACAGCCUGAGCCCUUUGCUUCUGCCCCCACCCCUAAACCUGAGGCUGCCCAGCUCCGACAGCCCAAACCCAGACGACCUGAGAGACCCUGCUCCCUGGAGCUCUCUGCUUCUUUCUCUUCACACAACAGCUCCUCAGGUGAUUGCUCGUCACUGGGUGACCGUGGAGGGUCAGGUGAGAAGAUCAAGCGCCGCGUCAAGACACCGUACUCCCUGAAGGGGUGGCGUCCCACCACCUGGGUGGUCUCCACGGAUACGCAGGUGGACAGCAACAACGACAAGGAUGCUGCCAAGGCUCCUCGCUCCAAGUCCUCCACUGCUGUCUACUUGGUGGGGGGUGGGACUACCACCGCUACCAUGUCUUCUGACCCCUGUGACCCUGGCAUUACCUGCCUGUGAACCCUGACCCCUGGGUGUGUGGCUAGAGGGAGUGGCCAGAUGAUAGGAAAGUGUGUUCAUAAGCGCCAGCUGAUAGCCAAAUAGCCAACAACUCAGUGACUCUCAUGCGGCCAGCUACUUCAGUGACUUUAACAAAUUAGGGUGGAUCAGAUGCCCUUCCCCCGCACCCCCCUGGGUACUUUAUUUAUUAUGCUGGCUACUUCCGAUUUUAAAAAACCCACGAGGAGGGUGUGGCCAGAGAAGGACUGUGUCUAUAGAAGGCUACAUUGAGGAGGGUGUGGCCAGAGAAGGACAGUGUCUAUAGAAGGCUACAUUGAGGAGGGUGUGGCCAGAGAAGGACAGUGUCUACAGAAGGCUACAUUGAGGAGGGUGUGGCCAGAGAAGGACUGUGUCUAUAGAAGGCUACAUUGAGGAGGGUGUGGCCAGAGAAGGACUGUGCCUACAGAAGGCUACAUUGAGGAGGGUGUGGCCAGAGAAGGACUGUGCCUACAGAAGGCUACAUUGAGGAGGGUGUGGCCAGAGAAGGACUGUGCCUACAGAAGGCUACAUUGAGGAGGGUGUGGCCAGAGAAGGACUGUGCCUACAGAAGGCUACAGCUGUGUCUCAAAUGGACCCUAUUCCCUAUAUAGUGCACUACCUUGGCCCAGAGCCCCAUGGCAGCAUGCUCUAGUAUUCUGAGUUUCCUGGUUACCAUUCUGUCAGGAGAAGAAAUUAUGUGAAAUGAAACAAAGAAAGAUAAUCAAUUAGCAAGAAAGAAGCAUUUCUAAAACGUUGCUUUAAACAGAACCUAGCUAUUCUAGAGCAACAUUGGCUGCAAGCUGCUUGCCUAUUGUCCUGUAGCCCAUCCCAGCCUUGUGCAGGUCUACAAUUUUAGCCCUGAUGUCCUUUACACAGCUGUCUGGUCUUGGCCAUUGUGGAGAGGUUGGA
Messenger RNA from Oncorhynchus tshawytscha (Chinook salmon), 4924 nucleotides. RefSeq names its product bone morphogenetic protein receptor type-2-like. Gene Ontology annotation, biological process: vasculature development; cellular response to growth factor stimulus; protein phosphorylation. Lineage: Eukaryota; Metazoa; Chordata; Actinopteri; Salmoniformes; Salmonidae. Gene Ontology annotation, cellular component: plasma membrane; signaling receptor complex. The transcript is spliced from 14 exons. Gene Ontology annotation, molecular function: ATP binding; transforming growth factor beta receptor activity. The record is from RefSeq and is a predicted model, not a curated record. The coding region runs from base 704 to 3997 and encodes 1097 amino acids.